AUGGCCGCAGGCGAAGCCAGCUUGGCGUCAGAGCUACUGAGCCUAAAGAAGGCGCUUCCAAAGACCCCACCUAGCGAGCUAGGGAAGAGCGACACCUUGUCGGACAGUAUUCGCCUCGUCACGCAGAAGACGCUACCGGGACAUCAUCCAGACCAGCUAGCCUUGCUGCUAGUUCUGCUCAAGCAGCUCAGGCAAGCUGUCCCCCUUGGUCCCAGCGCCGACCGAAGCGCCCUGCUCGAUGUCAUCCAAGACACCCUCGGUCCCGCCUUUCUCCCUGGCGGUAGCAUCGCAGAUCUCCUUCUGCUCAAUUUCGAGCAUUCGAUGAAGGCGCACCAGUUCCGAGCGCUCGAGUGUACCCAUGCGGUAGCUCGGCUCGCCUCCGCCCUUUCGGAAAGCGGUUCCGGGGUCAUCUCGCUCGAGCCGCUCUUCCUCGUUGGCUAUCGGUCGGGGAUGAUCAACAAGCCAAGCUUGCUGAUCGUCAGCAAUCUUCUGGAGGCUGUUUCUGAGUCGGCAGUCCCGGAGGACCUGCUCCCGGCGAUGCUGGACGGUCUGAAAUUGCCGGACAAUGGGACAUUACGUGCGGGCAUCAUCGUCGGUAUACUCGAAAAGCGGCGAUCUGGCCCCACGCCGUUGUCUGAUCAAGACAUCGUCCAUCUCGUCCUACCUCUACUCGGCUCGUCCACCUCGACAAACAUCAAGAAUAACAUGAAUCGAUAUCUCCUCCCGUCCCUGUUCAAGGCUUUCCCCGGAACGCUCCCCGCUCUUCUGGCAGCUCUCGCAGCGGCGGAUGACGACGAGACCUUCACGUCCUGGGUGUCUGUCGCUUCGCUGGGCGUCUCGCUUGGCUUACUGGAGCUGGACCAAGUCCCCGCAAAGGACCUGCGCGACGCGCUGAGUCAUGAAGACGCCGCCGUGCGACUGAAGGCGUUCGACGUGGUCACCGGGUGCAAGGACAGCUGCAAGCUGCUGACCGAGGGGGUUAUUACUUUGGUGAAGGAGGCGCUGCUGGUCAACGCAAUCUUGCCAGGAUCAGGAGCACGUUCAGACUUUGCCUCCGCCGCCUUUGUCUUCUUCACCAACCUGAGGCAAGCCGGCACAUUCGCUCGGCGGAAGCUUCGCAAGCCUAACGCAGACACUUCGGCCACAAGUCCUGAAGCGAUAUCCCUUGAGAUCCUGCGGAAGUUCCAUUUAUGGUUCAUCCAGGACUUGAUCGAUCCUGCCCUCGUCAGCGCCCGGCGGAUCCCGGUGUACCGUCCUCUCUUCGCGCUUCAGAUGCUGGAACAGGACGUGGUGUAUACGGACAGGAUGGUGAAGCUCUUGAUUGGGUGUCAAGCCAGCGAGUUUACCGAAGUUCGCGGAAGGGCAAGAACAAUACUCAAGUCGGCGCCUUCUCCUCUCCCAGGCUAUCCAUCCCUCGACAGUCCAAACGCCCGCGCCCUUCUCCACUCCGCGUACUCAUCCUUCUCCAACCCCCGUCGGACGCAGAACGACGCGGCCGUCGCUGGACUCUGUAUUCUCUUCGAGAAGGUUCUCAUACCAUCAGAUACUGCGGAUGGGAAGGCGAUACUCGCCUUUGUGGGCGGCGUGAUCGAUCAGCUGGAAGCGGAGCUGGUGAGAGGGGAAGAGGGGAUCAAGCACGGGAUGGAUGAUUUGGCGUUACAUGGGCUGAUUGCUGCUGCUAGAGCGUUGAUUGGCUGUGUCGAUUUGCAUGACCCAUCUGCUCAACAGGCAUGGCGACCAUCAAUGCACCGCCUCUCCGGUCUGAUCAGUCGGAUCUGGCAGCUCACGCGGACGAUCAUGUCCUUGUCAUCCUCUGCCCCCGGCGAAGGCGCUCCUAACUCGGAUGCUGGACCAGCACAUGAGAUUGCCAAGGCGUAUCAGAUGCUCUCGAAUGGGCAGGACGAGGAGGAUGACGGCGAGGUGGAUACGAGGAAGAUUCUGUCGGCUUGUUGGAGAGCUACCAAGGAAGCAUCCGAUCUACUAUCUCUCAUCAUCGCUCAGCCUAUAUCGCAGGGUGGCGACACUCAAGCGGUAUGGGCUAAGGAGGAAGUCCACCAGGCCGGUCGGCAGUAUCUCCAGUGGAUGCACGAGAUCCGGCAUCGCGGAACAUUCUCCAAGGUCGCUCUGGCGUUCGCGUCUGUUAUUGACGCCGUCAAGACGUCGGAGUCUCUGCGCGAUCUGGCUGAUCAAUGGCUUGAGCUCGAGCUAGAAGCCAUUACGGACGACACGCUGUCUACUACCCGCAGAUCCGCCGCCCUCCCUUACUCCCUCUUGUCGAUUGUCGCGGGAGACGAGAUACUCCUCAACAAGGCAAUCGAUCGACUCAUCGACCUUGCCCGGCUCGACAACUCGUCCACUUCCGACAUCACCCGCGUGCACUGUUUCAACAUUCUCAAGAUUGUUCUUCUGGACGCGAGGCAGACUCGGUUGUUCAACAAUUACUUUGAGAGGACAGUGAUGACUGCAGUAGCUGCGUUCUCUUCCGCCAACUGGAACGUCCGAAAUGUCGGCCUCAUCCUAUUCUCCACCCUAGUCCACCGCUCCCUCACCCCCUCGCGCGGCAGCCCCGAUUUCCACGCGUCCCGUAUGACCCUCGCCGGCCGGCAGACAUUUGCCGCAUGGCACGCCAAGCACCCCAAGCUGCUCCCGUACAUCGUACGAUAUCUCAGCGGGGAGAUGCCAGGCUUGCCGAGCGCAGGGGAACACUCGCCGUUGUUCCCCAUGUUGAUCAUUAUUCGGAGUUUGAGGUGGAGUGAGAAGGGCGGGGAGGUUCAGGAGGGUUUAAAGGGGGUGGUGAGGCCGCACUUGGGCAGCCCUGAGCGACAGGUACGGGAAGUCGCGGCUCAAGCGCUGUCGUCUCUCCUCUCACCGGCCGAAGCGCUUCACGAGGCCACCCAGUGGCCCUGGUUGGACCCUCGUGAUUUCAACGCAAUCCACGGUCAGCUCGUAUACGUCCGGAAUCUGAUUUCGAGCGUCGUCGAAUGGACUACCGCCUCCGCCGAGGAAGUAUCGGCGGUUGAAUCGCUCCUCCGCUUCAGGUACGACUUGUAUACCAAGCUGCCUUGUCCGCCUAUCCUCACCGAGCUGCUUCACUGCAUCUCCAGGUAUAUUAUUAACACCACGCCAUCCCCCGAUUUCAUUGACUGGCCGGGUACCUCGGCUAUAUCUAUCAUCUCAGCACCGCGCUCGCCUCUCCCCGGUGCCGAUGCCCUCCUCGUAGCCGCGGCCGACCUGGCGCUAUCGCACCAGCCAAGCGAAGCUGCUACCCUCGCGAUCCUGGCAAGCUCAUCUGAAUCGUGCCGUCUCGUAGGCCUGGAACGCCUAUCCACCCCAUCCAGCUCGCGCACAGCCGCAGUCUUCGAACGCGUAGCUGAGGUCGUCAUAUCGGAGAGGAUUAGUAAUGCUAUCCGGCCCGCCGCGCUCGAAGCGCUGUCUCAUUCGGAAGGAGAGUCAUGGCCGGCAACCGUCCUGGAGGGUAUACCCUCUUCGCGCCGACUCGACCUGCGGGACGCAGUCGUCGGGCUGCUCUCAGCCAGGUGCAUUCCUCUGCGAGAGGCUGCACUGCCAGCUGCAGCGUGGGCAGUGAUGUGGUGUAGGGAGCAGAGUGGUGGAGGCGAUGCAGACAAUGGGCUGGAGAGGCUAGCUAGGGUGAUUCUGAACGCUUCGCAGGAAACACAGUCUCAACCCCGCCGAGAAGUAGCCAUCACAUCCCUCAUUCACCUCCAACCCAUCCUCUUCCCUUCCACUCCGUCCACCGAAAUCAGCUCCAACAUCCUCCUACUCCUCCAUCAGGCCCUCCUCCGCCUACUUCAAGACGACGACGAGGACGUCCGGCUCAUAGCGGCCGAUCUCGUCCGCAACGGUCUGGGCUUCUCACGAGCCAUCACCCACUCCCGUGCCGUGGAGGCAUGGUGGGCUUGGCUAGGCGGGUAUCUGGACAUGGUGGAAGUGAGGGCGCCGUGGGUGCGGUGGUGGGGGGAGUUGGCGGUGAAUAGGGCUGAUCUCGAUGAGGACCUAGCCAUCCUGCAGCCUGCAAAGACGGAUCAUCGUGCCUUCACCUCGGCCGACCUGUUCGCGCAGGAAAAGCCGAAUCUGUUUCGCGAUCCGCUUAAUGAUGCCCAACACGCGUCUCAUCUACUCGAACGACUGCGGCAAAGCGGAGGCGACCGUUCCUCAGGCUCAGCGGAUGCCUCGAGUGUGGCGGACGGAGCAGGUCUCGUCGAGGAGGUCAGGAGAUUUGAGAAGGCGGGGGCAGAGAGGGCAGGGGAGAUCAGCCCGAUUGAUGAUGCUUGGCGGGUGAUGGGGAUAUUGCCGGCCUAUCUGGAGGUUUUGGAGAGAGCAUUCCCUCCGUCUACGAGUCAGUAG
Molecule: messenger RNA, 4365 nt
Organism: Dioszegia hungarica
Lineage: Eukaryota; Fungi; Basidiomycota; Tremellomycetes; Tremellales; Bulleribasidiaceae
Product: putative cytoplasm protein
Exons: 12
Coding region: 1-4365 (1454 amino acids)
Biological process (GO): tRNA methylation
Cellular component (GO): cytosol
Source: RefSeq, a predicted model, not a curated record